Molecule: messenger RNA, 1170 nt
Organism: Fulmarus glacialis (Northern fulmar)
Lineage: Eukaryota; Metazoa; Chordata; Aves; Procellariiformes; Procellariidae
Product: cadherin-4
Exons: 6
Biological process (GO): cell-cell junction assembly; homophilic cell-cell adhesion; calcium-dependent cell-cell adhesion
Cellular component (GO): adherens junction; catenin complex; plasma membrane
Molecular function (GO): cadherin binding; calcium ion binding
Source: RefSeq, a predicted model, not a curated record
GCAGUCGAUUACGAGAUGAACAGAGCUUUCAUGCUGACAGUGAUGGUAUCAAACCAAGCUCCCCUGGCCAGUGGUAUCCAGAUGUCCUUCCAGUCAACAGCGGGAGUCACCAUUUCAGUUACAGAUGUCAACGAAGCACCAUAUUUCCCAACGAACCACAAGUUAAUCAGGCUGGAGGAAGGGGUGCCUACGGGGACAGUCCUGACAACGUUUUCAGCGGUGGAUCCUGAUCGCUUCAUGCAGCAGGCAGUAAGAUACUCUAAGCUGUCAGAUCCUGCAAACUGGCUGAACAUUAAUGCCACAAAUGGUCAGAUCACUACUGCUGCUGUCCUUGAUCGAGAGUCAGACUACAUUAAGAAUAAUGUCUACGAGGCCACAUUCUUGGCGGCUGACAACGGUAUACCCCCUGCAAGCGGCACUGGCACUCUGCAGAUCUACCUAAUCGACAUCAACGAUAAUGCUCCUGAGCUCCUGCCAAAGGAGGCACAGAUCUGUGAAAAGCCAAACCUGAAUGUCAUCAACAUAACAGCCGCGGAUGCUGACAUCGAUCCAAACAUUGGGCCCUUUGUCUUCGAGCUGCCAAGUGUGCCAUCUGCAGUGAGGAAGAACUGGACCAUAACACGGCUGAAUGGCGAUUACGCCCAGCUUAGUUUACGAAUCAUGUACCUGGAAGCGGGUGUGUAUGAUGUGCCGAUAAUCGUGACGGACUCAGGAAACCCCCCCUUGUACAACACAUGCGUCAUCAAAGUGAAGGUGUGCCCGUGCGACGAGAACGGCGACUGCACCACCAUCGGGGCGGUGGCUGCAGCGGGGCUUGGCACGGGUGCCAUCAUCGCCAUCUUGAUCUGCAUCAUUAUUUUACUAACCAUGGUUCUGCUGUUUGUGGUGUGGAUGAAACGCCGGGAGAAGGAGCGCCAUACCAAGCAGCUCCUGAUCGACCCCGAGGACGACGUCAGGGACAAUAUUCUGAAGUACGACGAAGAGGGAGGUGGAGAGGAAGACCAGGAUUACGAUUUAAGCCAGCUCCAGCAGCCAGAGACCAUGGAUCACGUGCUGAACAAGACACCUGGAGUCAGAAGGGUGGAUGAAAGACCUAUUGGUGCUGAACCACAGUAUCCUGUAAGACCAGUAAUCCCACAUCCAGGGGAUAUUGGUGACUUUAUUAAUGAG